AUGUGGAGGCUAACGACCAGCGAGGGUGGCGGGCCGUGGCUACGGUCGGCCAAUGGGUUCCUUGGACGACAGGUGUGGGAGUACGACCCUGACACUGGGACAUCCGACGAGCGUGCCGAGGUCGACAGGCUACGCGCAGACUACACCAAGCACCGCUUCCACAGGAAGGAGUCACAGGACCUUCUCCUACGCUUGCAGUAUGCAAAACUAAACCCUCUUCCAGUGAAUAUUCCAACACUGAAGCUUGAUAAAAGUGCAGAACUGACCGAAGAAAUUCUAUCAACUUCUCUGAGGAGAGCUCUAAAUCGGUUUUCCACCCUGCAAGCACAUGACGGCCAUUGGCCCGGUGACUACAGUGGGCUUCUGUUUAUUAUGCCUAUCAUUAUAUUUUCUUUGUAUGUUACGGGAUCACUUCACACCGUAUUAUCUCUGGAACAUCGGCGUGAGAUCAUUCGUUACAUUUACAACCAUCAGAAUGAGGAUGGAGGGUGGGGAAAACAAGUUCUCGGCCCAAGUACUAUGUUUGGGUCAUGUUUUAAUUAUGCAUCCUUAAUGCUUCUUGGUGAGAAGCCAAAUGGCGAGAAUGAUGCUUUGGCCAAAGGACGGUCUUGGAUUUUAUCUCACGGAAGUGCAACUGCAAUUCCACAAUGGGGAAAGAUAUGGCUCUCGAUAAUUGGCGUUUAUGAAUGGUCAGGAAACAAUCCAAUUAUUCCUGAGUUGUGGCUGGUUCCAGAUUUUCUUCCCAUUCACCCAGGUCGGUUUUGGUGUUUUACCCGGCUGGUGUACAUGUCAAUGGCCUAUCUUUAUGGAAAGAAAUUUGUUGGACCCAUUACUACAACUAUCUUAGCACUACGAGAGGACCUCUAUAAUACAGCAUAUGAGAAAGUUAACUGGGACAAGGCGCGUCACUCAUGUGCCAAGGAAGACCUUCAUUAUCCUCGCUCACAUGUGCAAGAUAUACUCUUUGGUUGCCUUAACAACUUUGUGGAGCCCGUGCUGAACUGUUGGCCAGCCAACAAGCUCAGAGAGAGAGCUUUGAGUAACCUUAUGGAGCACAUCCAUUAUGAAGACGAAACAACAAAUUUUGUCGGAAAAUGUCCUAUUAACAAGGCAUUGAACAUGAUUUGCUGCUGGGUAGAAAACCCAAAUUCAGAUGCCUUCAAGCAACAUCUUCCGAGGUUUUAUGAUUACUUAUGGCUUUCAGAAGAUGGAAUGAAAGCACAGGUAUAUGAUGGAUGCCAUAACUGGGAAUUAGCCUUCAUAAUCCAUGCCUAUUUCUCAACGGAUCUUAUUGCCGAGUUUGCCACAACUCUAGAAAAGGCUCACGAUUUCAUUAAAAACUCACAGGUUCUAAGAAACCAGCCUAACUACAGAAGAUUUUACCGCCAUAGAUCAAAAGGUGCAUGGACACUUUCAACUGUAGACAAUGGUUGGUCGGUGGCCGAUUGUACUGCAGAAGUUGUUAAGGCAUUGCUGCGGUUAUCAAAGAUUUCACCUAAACUUGUUGGGGAUCCAAUAUCACAAGAAAGGUUGUAUGACGCCAUAGAUUGCCUCCUUUCUUUUAUGAAUACCGAUGGGACUUUCUCUACGUACGAACGUAAAAGAACUGCGUCUUGGUUAGAGGUUCUCAAUCCUUCUGAGAGUUUUCGCAACAUUGUCGUCGAUUACCCAUCGGUUGAAUGCACAUCAUCGGCUCUUGAUGCUUUGGUGAUCUUCAAAGAUAUGUAUCCACAAUAUCGCAGAGGAGAGAUAGAAAAUUGCAUAAAAAAUGCUUCGCUGUUCAUUGAAAAGAGCCAACGAAAGGAUGGUGCAUGGUAUGGCACUUGGGGUAUUUGUUUUACUUAUGGAACCAUGUUUGCUGUAAGAGGAUUAGUUGCUGCUGGAAGAACUUAUGAUAAUAGUCAUUCCAUUAGGAAAGCUUGCAGUUUUCUGUUGUCGAAUCAACAAAAUACAGGUGGAUGGGGAGAAAGCUAUAUUUCUAGUGAUAUUGAGGAUUAUGUUGACAGUGGUAAACCUAAUGCAGUGAACACUUCAUUUGCAAUGUUAGCUUUAAUUUAUGCUGGGCAGCUUGCACGAGAUCCGGUACCAGUAUACCAAGCAGCAAGACUAUUGAUCAACAUUCAGCUUGGAACCGGAGAAUUUCCACAACAGGAACAUAUUGGAUGCUUUAACUCCUCCCUAUACUUUAACUAUGCCAACUACCGCAACAUAUUCCCUAUUUUGGCUCUUGGGGAGCUUCGAGGACGACUUAUGGCGAAGAAGAACUGA
Lolium rigidum is the source of this 2268-nucleotide messenger RNA. Its product is annotated as achilleol B synthase-like. NCBI's taxonomy places the organism in Eukaryota, Viridiplantae, Streptophyta, Magnoliopsida, Poales, Poaceae. The transcript is spliced from 18 exons. Bases 1 to 2268 code for a protein of 755 amino acids. Gene Ontology annotation, cellular component: lipid droplet. The record is from RefSeq and is a predicted model, not a curated record. Gene Ontology annotation, molecular function: intramolecular transferase activity. Gene Ontology annotation, biological process: triterpenoid biosynthetic process.